Molecule: messenger RNA, 735 nt
Organism: Telopea speciosissima
Lineage: Eukaryota; Viridiplantae; Streptophyta; Magnoliopsida; Proteales; Proteaceae
Exons: 1
Coding region: 1-735 (244 amino acids)
Source: RefSeq, a predicted model, not a curated record
AUGUAUGUGGAUGACAUUAUAGUUACUGGCAGUGACCCAUCCAUGGGAUCUACUCUAUUACACCGCCUUUCUCAGGAGUUCUCCAUCAAGGAUCUUGGAGAUUUACAUUUCUUCUUAGGUAUUGAGGUCAAUCGAACUGCUAAAGGGCUGCUCCUAACCCAAUCAAGAUACAUUUUUGACUUAUUGACACGCACAGGAAUGGUGGAUUGCAAGCCAGUAAAGACUCCAAUGGCCACAACUACAAAGUUCUCUGAUUCAGGGGGGGUGUCAAUGCCUGACCCCACCAAGUAUAGAUCGACAGUGGGUGCCCUACAAUAUGUAACUCUCACAAGGCCGGAUUCCUCCUUUGCUGUUAAUCGUGUGUGUCAGUUCAUGCACGCUCCAAUAGAAGAACACUGGCAGCUGGUAAAGCGCAUCCUUCGUUACUUGAAAAGCACCCAAACGGCAGGUUUACUGAUUGACCGCUCCUCAUCUCGGUCUCUACAGGCAUUUUGGGUGGGUUAUGGGUCAGAUCAAAAAUCAACCGGCGGCUUUGCUAUUUUCCUUGGACCCAAUCUUGUUUCUUGGGUGUCUCGCAAGCAGCGUACAGUGACACGUUCCUCUACGGAGGCCGAGUACAAAGCUCUAGCCGAUGCCUCGGCAGAACUGAUAUGGCUGGAGUCAUUACUUGCUGAACUUGGGUACCCUCUUCAUGGCCCUGGUGUGACAAUCUUGGUGCCACAUACUUGUCCGUAA